Capronia epimyces CBS 606.96 is the source of this 654-nucleotide messenger RNA. RefSeq lists its product as uncharacterized. NCBI's taxonomy places the organism in Eukaryota, Fungi, Ascomycota, Eurotiomycetes, Chaetothyriales, Herpotrichiellaceae. The coding region runs from base 1 to 654 and encodes 217 amino acids. The record is from RefSeq and is a predicted model, not a curated record. The transcript is spliced from 2 exons.
AUGGGAAGAGCCAGGAUUAAAGAUGACAAUUGGUUUGGAGUUGAGGAUCCUCGCAAGAGAAAGCAGAUCCAGGACAGGCUGGCACAGAGGGCAAGGAGGAAGCGCCUAGCAGAAGCUAAAAGACUUGAAGCCAAUGUCCCUGCCACUGUCGCUGACCAGGGUACUUGGAGCGAGUCGCCGAUUUCCGAAUGCGAGACUGUUGCGCACAGCCUUGUUCCCGAAGUCCCCCGACUUCCCGGCCGCCUAUACCAGACCUUUGUACCUGGCUGGAUCAAGCCGGACAUAUGUCUGCACACAUCGGUUUCUACAUCUGUCUACGCUGCACUCUUCAACAAUGGGGCCAUGAUGGGGAUCACCUGUUCCUACUCUCUCCCGAGCAAGUCGACCCCCGUCGGAGCGGAGAUCCCGGAGCCGCUACGUCCAACGGCUUUACAGCUGACUACUAGUCACCCCUUAUGGUUCGACCGAUUCCCAUUUCCCAGCCUGAGGGACAACAUGAUCACCAUGAUGGGCAUCAUUGACGAGGAAGAGUUCCUGGCCGACUUAUUCUGCCUCACGAGUUUUACAUUGGACCCUGGCGCGCCAUCCUGGGAUCCCAGUGCCUGGAAGGUCGGCAAAGAGUUCUUUGCAAAAUGGGGUUAUCUAUUCUACUAG